UAAUUAAGGACAAAAAUGUUUAAUUUAUUUCUUUAUUUUAUGGGAUACAAGAUAUUAUUAGUUUAUAUUUUCUUGUUAAUAAUCCAAUAAAGAACCGAAUAAACUCAAACUCAAACUAUUUAUAAUGGCUAAGGAUAUUAUUAUUAUGUAUCAAUGGUACUAAUUUCUAAGUUAAUAUAUAGGUUAUACUAAUCAAAACAUAUUUUAAAAUGUUAAAAUUAGACUUAAACAACAUAUUUGAUUUAUAUUCUCUAUGAGAAUUUUUUAUUUUUAGUUGUUAAAUUAAAAUUAAUUAAAUGUAAUAAUUAGGAAGCAGAUACGUCAUAUCCUAAAACUAAGUUUUUAAUAUUUUAUAUGAAAUGAUAAACAAAGCGCGGAUUUGUAUGCAAGUGCAUAUUUUUACUUUGAUUAAUUAAAUGAUAUAUAUGCUAAGUAUGCACAAAACUUGGCAUGCAAAUUUAAAAUAUGAAGCUUUUUAGUGCAAACUUUGGAUAUUUAAGGUUUUUAUUUUACGAUUUUAACUGCAUUUUUUAUAAUUUAGUGAAAUUAAAGGUGUUUUCUAUACAUUUUCAAAGAAUUUUAUAAUAAAUUGAUAUAGACUAAUGCGGAUUUCCUGGAUACGUCCAGCAGUUACCAUAUCUUAAAUGGUCUUUAGCUAUCAGUACAUACUAAGAUAAGAAAAUAUCAAUUCAGAUCUUGGACCAUUGAUAUUAUAUUUAUUAUUAAAAUAUGUUUAUGAAGAAAUACAUUUUUUUUAUAUAAUUUUCGCGUGCAUAUUAUCAUUUAUUUAAGCAUUUAUAAUUUUAUGAAUCCAUGCUCUAAUCCUAAUGAUAAAUCUUAAAAUCUUAGCUAAAAGUUAAUUAUAGUUUUAAAAUUCAUUUUUUCGAAGUCUAUUAACUCAAGCUGAAAAUUCUGAUACUUGUGUUAUGACAUAAAUAAAAUGUUUUUACUAUAUUUCUAAAAAUAGUUAUUUUAUUUUGUUUAUGGAUAGACAUUUUUUUGACAAUAAAUCGAAAAAGAAUUUUAUCAUUAAUUUUGUAAAUGUAAUUGUAUAUCCAUUAUUGCAAUUUUAUUAUGACUAUUAAAUUUACUCAAAUACUGUCAGGUAUGUUCGAGUAUUAAACUAGAAUUUAAAAUAAAAAUUGUAUUUAAAAAAAAUAUAUAUUGCAGAAGUACUUACAUACUUAAAUAAUUUUUAGUUGCAUAUUUUAUAUUUUAUAGUUCAACAAAUCUGCUUCCUAGUACCAAAUAAACAAUAAAUAAAAAUACCAAACUAUUUUUUCUUCAUAAAUAUAAUAUAUUUACCAGUAAAAUAUUUAAAUUUCUAUUAGACAUUCUAUAAUAUAUUACAUAGAUUUAUUUCAACAGUAAUUUUGCAUUUGUAAAAAAUAUAAAAAAUAAACUUAUGGAAUCCAUUACCUUAAUGUAAUUUUUUUUUUACAAUUAGUUGUAGGGUAAAUUUUCUUUGACUUCUAUAUUGUUCACUACUCUUAAAAAGAACUUAUCUACAAAGCCUACCAUGAUAUCAACAAAUCUUUUGUGAGUAGUUAAUAAUUAUCUCUAAGUUACAAAUCGGUAUUAUCUACCAAAAUUAUUCUGAAAAUGUAGUUUCAUCGAAGACAGUACGUACAUCAACUCAGUUAAUUACGUCUAUUUGAAUGCGAAUGUUUUACUCUUAAUCCUGAUUAUUGUCACCCUCUCUAGGAAUAGUCAAAAACGAAUUGUGUUUUGAUUCGUUUCAAGACAAUGAUACAAAGAUGGGGAAGAUGCUCGCCAUCAAUGCUUCAAUGUCGCGCAUGGACAUUGGUGAGUGUCCAAAAAUACAUGAUAAUGCAUUAAGAGCAGAUUUUGAAAAAGCUCAACAAAAGUUUGAUCACUAUUAUGAUGUUGAUGCUACUGAACAUUUACAAGCAUUUAUUAGUGAUUGUGACCGGAGGACUGAAGCAGCUCGAAAACGACUAUUAGAAACUCAGGAAGAACUUACUGCUGAAGUUGCUGAAAAAGCCAAUGCUGUUCAUGAGUUAGCUGAGAAGAUAGGUCAAACAUUGGCCAAAGCUGAAGAAUUGGGUGCCCAAGGUUUAGUGGAUGAUAGUCUCAAGUUGAUGGGAGAAAUUGAAGAUCUGCGUAAAAAAAAAUCAGAAGCAGAAGAUACUUAUAGAAAUUCUAUGCCUGUAAGCAGUUAUCAACAGCAAAAAUUAAGGGUGUGUGAUGUAUGUUCAGCUUAUUUAGGUAUUCAUGAUAAUGAUCGAAGAUUAGCUGACCAUUUUGGAGGAAAAUUACAUUUAGGAUUUAUUAAAAUAAGAGAAAAAUUAUCAGAACUUGAAAAAAAUUAUGAAGAAAGACAUGAAGCUCGGCGUAAAUUUGAUGAGCAAGAGCGUUAUAAACGAGAUGAUAAAAGAAGUCACCGGUCUAGAAGUGGAGAUCGAAAUGAACGUCACCGACGGUCUAGGUCACGUAGCCGCCACAGUAGACAUCGUUCACGUAGUCGUAGUCGCAGUCGAACCCACAAACAUGACAGAAGAGAUAGAGAUAGACGUCGCUACUAAUAAUAAAUGAAACUGUUUCAUUUCAAUGAUACAUAAAUAUUUUUUUUAUAACAUUAAUUUUGACUAUUUUAAUAAUAAGAUGAAAAUAAAACCAGUUAUAUUAAUUUAUAUUUAAAGUAGAAGAAAUUUAAAACAUUAAUGCCGCUUCAUUAAAAAAUUAUUAUGUCUUUAGAAAUUACAUUUUUCUAUCUACAAUUUAAUCUGUUUUCAGAAACAAUGUAAUCACAAUUAUUAUUUAUAUAAUUUAUAACUAGUAUUAGCUUGCAAUUUGAAAACAAUAAAAAAAUAUUUAUAUUUGAAUAA
This is a messenger RNA of Metopolophium dirhodum (rose-grain aphid), 2849 nucleotides long. RefSeq names its product putative RNA-binding protein Luc7-like 1. The coding region runs from base 1758 to 2546 and encodes 262 amino acids. The transcript has 6 exons. The record is from RefSeq and is a predicted model, not a curated record. Gene Ontology annotation, biological process: mRNA splice site recognition. Gene Ontology annotation, cellular component: U2-type prespliceosome; U1 snRNP. Gene Ontology annotation, molecular function: mRNA binding. NCBI's taxonomy places the organism in Eukaryota, Metazoa, Arthropoda, Insecta, Hemiptera, Aphididae.